AUGCUAUCGCUUCUCUGCCGUUCCCUGCUGCUCUUCCUUGCUCAACAGUGCCUCAGCAGGGCACAGAACAAUGGCCAGCUGCCUGCUCCUCGAGGUGGACAGUCUGUGGCCGAAAGGCGCCAGUUCUGCCAGUGGCCCUGCGAGUGUCGGGAGAGACCUCACUGUGCCCCGGGGGUGAGCGCCGUCCUGGAUGGUUGUGGCUGCUGCAAGAGCUGUGCCAGGCAGAUUGGGGAACCCUGCAAUGAGAGGGACAUAUGUGACCCGCACAAGGGCAUGUACUGCGACUUCUCAGCAGACCAGCCUAAGUUUGAGGUUGGAGUGUGCGCAUACAUGAUGGCCGUGGGCUGUGACCUAAAUGGGGCCCACUAUGAAAACGGAGAAGCUUUCCAGACCAGCCCCCUCUAUAAGUGCACAUGUAUUGCUGGAGCCAUUGGCUGCACCCCUGCUUUCAUCCAGAAGCCUGCUGGUCUCUUAGGCCCCGCCCCACUGACGGGCAGCCUGCCAGCUGGCCUCCGCGGUGGUCAGAGCCCAAAGAAGCACCAGCAGGACACUAGCUACAUGUCAGCCUGGAAGAGGAACUGCCUGGUCCAGACCACCCCCUGGAGUCCCUGCUCCAAGACCUGUGGCCUGGGAAUCUCUGUCCGCGUGAACAACGACAACAGCAAAUGUGAGAUGAGGAAGGAUCGUCGCCUGUGCCUGCUGCGACCAUGUGACAGGAGUAUUAUUCGGAGCAUUAAGAUGCCAAAGGGAAAGACAUGCCGGCCGAAAUUCCAGGCAAAGAAAGAGGAGAAGCUGAAACUCUCUGGCUGUACUAGUACCAAAAAGUUUAAGCCCACAUACUGCGGCGUCUGUACAGACAAACGCUGCUGUGUACCAAACAAGUCCCUAAUGAUCAAAGUCAACUUCACUUGCAAAGGAGGCUCCAACACACAGUGGAAGAUGCAGUGGAUAACAUCCUGCGUGUGCCAGAGGAAGUGCAACAAUCCAGAUGACAUGUUUUCUGAGCUUCGGUUACUCUAG
Molecule: messenger RNA, 1020 nt
Organism: Platichthys flesus (European flounder)
Lineage: Eukaryota; Metazoa; Chordata; Actinopteri; Pleuronectiformes; Pleuronectidae
Gene: ccn6
Product: cellular communication network factor 6
Exons: 5
Coding region: 1-1020 (339 amino acids)
Biological process (GO): signal transduction; cell adhesion
Cellular component (GO): extracellular region; extracellular matrix
Molecular function (GO): integrin binding; heparin binding
Source: RefSeq, a predicted model, not a curated record